Messenger RNA from Dothidotthia symphoricarpi CBS 119687, 2866 nucleotides. RefSeq lists its product as uncharacterized. The coding region runs from base 229 to 2472 and encodes 747 amino acids. The transcript has 3 exons. The record is from RefSeq and is a predicted model, not a curated record. Lineage: Eukaryota; Fungi; Ascomycota; Dothideomycetes; Pleosporales; Dothidotthiaceae.
AACACCAUCUUUUCUCACCGUUUGCGCGGCGCGUAGACUUUGAAGUAGUACAGCCGGCGUCUGAGAUACGAUAACCUCGUACUUUGUCAUACGCAAAGGCAUAAGGCGAUUUUUCCCGAGACGCCGGUUACGCUAGUGGCUUCCUACCUUCCAAUUUCUUGUCAGCCAUUCCUCAUCUGGGCAACGUUCAUCAACAACACAUCUCAUCGUCAUUAUCUAUGCUUCAGCAUGAGCUCCAAGGAUAAUCUGGCAUAUGAUCUCGAACACGGCGUGAAGCGAUGGGAUCGAAGCCGAUGGGUUUCUGUGUUCAGCAGCCACAGUCCUACGAUACGGGAAGUAACCGAGUGCCUUGGUCUGGGCUUGUCCGCCUCCAGCUCAACAACAAAUCGCGGCAUCCCCAAAUUCGACAAUCCCGACUAUCGCAAGCUGUCAAGUGAAGUCACAAAGCUGUCUAAGGAACUACCAAAAGAGAGGGAUACUUUACUUGAUUUUGCCGCUGAUCCGAUCAGCUUGGAUGUCGAGCUCGAGGAGCUGCUCGGUACUUAUGGACCCGCUAUUUGGGGCAGAGAUGCGGAUCGUACUUGCCUGCUCACCCCUGACCCCACCAAGAAGACAUACAACAAAGACCUGUUGUACGAGGAGCCAGAACAUAAGGAAAUUCUCAAGAUACAUCUCCAUCGAUGGAUCAUCAUCAAAGCAUGCUACUAUAUUCGAAACAUGAAGCUUAAGAGAGCUUCGGGUAUAAACGACAAUGACUCGACUGUCGAUUUGGAUGGCGAGGGUGGUUCACCACGCGGGACACCGCAGUCGCUCACGCCAAAUCGGGAUGCAUCUGCUGGGGCUGAGCUUGACGUCAAAGCAAUCAAUGGCAAAAAGAGAAAGAGCGGUAUGCACACGUCAAUCUCAGAUGGUGAAGAUCACUUGUCACCGCCUGCAAAGCGACCAUAUCACACUAUGCCCAUUGGAAGAAGGAGUAAUAGUCCCCGUAAAGCUCUCAAGUCUCUCUUUCCAGCAGGUGCCAAUGGCAACGAGCAUAUCCCACCCGUUCCAAGCUAUCUUACAGGCAAACUGAGUCGCCUCUCGUCACCCGCAGCUUCUGGGCCUGAGCCUGCAAGGUCGCAACCUAGUCAUCUGUUAAGUAAUGAGCUCGACAAGGUUUCAAGAUCACCCAGUGUUGUUCCGGCACCAGGGUCCACUGGCUUCACGGCGGUGAACAACGGGAGCUUCACAGCUGUGAACAUCGCACCUUCUGUUCAAGCGUCUGCACAUGAAGAUUCUCGUGCACCAUCGAAAGAACCGCAGCGAGACUCGGCAGCUCAGAAUCAUAGUGAUGCUCGCAGCUACACCAGCCCUUACGAGUCUACGCCAUACAUCACUACUAUGCCACAUCGUACUUCUGAGCCGCGCUCUAUACCCUCCCUUGGCGCUACAAUGACUUCCUCUCAAGGACCCCAGGCGACAAACUCUUCUGUUGUCACCAACGGAACCAAUGACCGAGAAUCCUCCGCAGCUCCAAAUGGUCGGCAUGCACUCAUUGCUCCUCAACCUCAACCUCAACCUCAACCUCAACCUCAACAUCAACAACAGGCCUUCAAACCUACAUAUGCUCAGCAUGAUCCCGAGCCAAAGCUUGAGUCGCAUGAUGAAGCGCCAUCACGACCCCAGUCUCAAAUCCGCCAUCGACAAUCUUCAGCUCGAUCACCUAGUCGAGCCAGUACCCCCACUAGUCAACAAAUUGGUCGCCCAUUCGUUCCACAUUCUUCCAGUAGAUCUAAUACACCACUUGCGCAGGCCGCGAGUAACAACCAGCCUAUUUCAGCCCCUAAUACACAGAUCAUAGCUGUACCCAACCCGCAGAACGUCCCUGCUGCACCAAUCAGCCAACUACCCCCACCCAUGGUUUUGCAACACCAACCACAAGCAAUCUUGAAAAGUCAGCCAGUUGAACCAUUUGACCCUAGACAGGACGCUACGAGCGACCUGCGCCUCAUGCAGUGCGAAGUUCUCGCCCUGCUGAUGCAGUACCUCUUCCCCAACCCCACCUCACCGCCACACGAACAGAUAGUGCUCCACCGAUUAAAUCAACUCUGGUACAUGGGUGAAGCUGUCUUUCGCCCAGCGAUAGGGCCCUAUUACGACCUCACAUUCAAAAUAUUCAACGCAUGGCUCCACGAACGUCAAAACCUCACUGCCCUCGGUCAUUCUAUCGCUACACAACCUGGUGUGCACACUGCAGGGCUCAUCGACCGGUUACUAGCAAUGAACGACCUUCGGGCUAUGAGACUGAAGUGGAAGAACAUGAGCCCCGUUGACGGCGUGAGUCCAGAGGAUCUUCUCUGCAGAGCGUUCUCGAUCAUGACGAAUACCGAAAGGACAGAGCAGAUUUUCAAAGAUGGGUUGGAGCGGCUGAACAUGGAUGUGUUUGAGUUCUUGAGGAGAGAGGAUGCCCGCAUCAUUGUGGAUAGACGAUAACUCCGUCUCUCGUUCCAAGAUCGGCCCACCUUAUUUGGAGGAUUUAGCCUGGACGCACAAUGGGCUUCAGCGCAACCCCUGGAUCCAAUACACAUGUGGAUCACAGCUGGCCCGCAUAAAAUUCGGCUUCGGAUGCUUCGGAUGCAUCGGAGUUCUUCUACACAAAAGUAUGGAUGUCACUCUUUUUUUUGUUCUAAAUUUCCUUUGUCGAUUUGAGACCUUCUUAGCGAUGGCGUUUGGACGCCUACUUGAACCUAAGGACUACAUCGGAGCACAUUGCUUCUUCACGCGCAUUGUUUUACUAAAACGAACUCUUUUGUAAUCAUCAGACUGUGGAGCUGUACGUAGUAAUAUCGUAACGUUUGUUCGCGAACAUAAAAACACCCUCAAGCGU